AUGGCCGGGGGACGCCGGGGUCCCAACAGAACCUCCUACUGCCGGAACCCCCUGUGCGAGCCCGGAGCUGCCGGAGCCUCCGGACACUCCUCGGGCUCCUCCGUCACCGGCGUGCGCUCCCGGACCAGGAGUGGCUCAGGGACAGGCCUGUCCAGCCCCCCUCUGGCAGCUCAGACAGUGGUUCCCCUGCGGCACUGCAAGAUCCCCGAGCUGCCCGUGGAGAGGAGCGUCCUGUUCGAGCUGCAGCUCUUCUUCUGCCACCUCGUCGCCCUCUUCGUCCACUACAUCAACAUCUACAAGACAAACGGCCAUGUCAUCUACAACGGGGACAUGACGCCCAAGGUGGGGGUCGAGGUGGCCCCGCAGAACGGGAACGGCUCGGCGGAACCCCCCAAGGAGGAGAGCGAGGGCGAAGCGGGCGGUGCGGACACCAUCGAGCCCGCCCCGGCCGCCGCCGACGGCGGCGACCCCAAAACCGAAGGGGCCGCGGCCCCCAAGGACGCCCCCAAGAAGAAGAAGAAGUUCUCCUUCAAGAAAUCCUUCAAGCUGAGCGGGAUCUCCUUUCGCAAGAACAAGAAGGAAGCCGGGGACUCCUCCGGCUCCUCGCCCACGGAGGAACAGGGCAGGAGCGAGGAGACCCCGCCGGGGGGGCUGCAGCCCUCGGCUCCCCCCGAGGAGGAGCAGAGCGGCCCCGGGGAGGGCGGAGAGGGGCCCGAGCCCAAGGAUGGAGGAGAAGCCGCGGGGAGCCAGGAGGAGGAGAAUCAGCAGCAGCAGGGAGGGGAGAGCCAAGGAGACACAGCCAAACCCGAGGAGCCCUCGAAAGGCGCGGGGCCGGAGCCCACAACGAGCCCGGCGGAGCAGAAGGAAGAGUAGAGGCCGCUCGGGGCAUCGUCCUCACCGGGGACUCUCACAGCGCCCCCCGACCCUCCCCGCCCCAGCCCGGAUCGCCACGGACUCGCCCGCACCGCCCCGGCCCCGCUAGGACCGCCAGCACCUCCCGCACACCCCGCCCUGCAGGGAACGCGCUCCCCGCUCCCGCUAGAGAGAAAGAGAAAAAGCUGGUUUGGAUUCCCAUCACCACUUGGAGUAGUUUGAGCUGAAUUCCUUGGAGAAAACAAACAAACAAACAAAAGAAAGCUGGCGAGGAAGAUUUGUCCCGGACACCACUGGAGUUUACAGUUUGUAAGAACCCGGAUCCCAAAUCCCACUCUGGAUCUCUCCAGACUGUCCCCCCUCUCCUCCCGCUCCCACUGACUGUUCAAUGGAAUUUUUAUUUUAUUUUGUGUUUUUUUCGUGUUUGUUUUUUUUUUCCUUUAUUUCUCAGUUUACAUUCCUGGUUCUGACUUUUCAUUUCAAGUAUUUUCGUGCUUUUUUUUUUUUUUAUAUAGAAAUCGAUGGUUUAAAAAAAGCUAAUCUGGUUAGUUUUUUUUAUAAUGUCUUCUAUUGGCUUAAAACUAUAAAGCUUGUAAGUCCGCUGUGUUUAAUUCUGCUUUAAGGGGUAACUUUUAGGGUGUGGGGUGGAGAGAGGGGGCCCUACCAGCUGUAUAAUGUGAAGCCAACAUUGUUUUUUUUUUUCCUCUGUAAAUAAUUUUUUUAAUGGCCAAGAAAACCGCUUGAUUUGCAAUUUUCUAACUUGUAAAAAAAAAAAAAAAGGGAGAAAAAGAAAAAAAAAAUUUAAAAAAAAAAAAAAAAGACAACAAACCCAAACUAAACCACCAAACAAAAGCUGUAACAUUUGAAAGGAAUAAAUGGUGAGCCCUUUA
Molecule: messenger RNA, 1763 nt
Organism: Cyanistes caeruleus (blue tit)
Lineage: Eukaryota; Metazoa; Chordata; Aves; Passeriformes; Paridae
Source: RefSeq, a predicted model, not a curated record